GCCCAGCUGGCAAUUGAUGUCCACAGAAACUCACUGCGUUCUUCUUGGACAGGUUCCCUGUCCAGCUGCAAUUCUGUUUCAUUGCGUCGAUUAGCGCUUUCACAUCUUCAACAAGCGGAGCGACAGUCGUCUACUUCUUAUAGCUAUGAAGCCUUGGCAGUAUGUCGCCACCUUCAAACUCGACUUGCUGUUGAUUUAGCAGACCUCCGAAAACGAAACCAACAACAUUCGCAAUUCAUUUCAAGGCCUGAUUUGCCUACACUAGAUCACAUAGAUUCAUUGCCUCUAAGUGUCGAUUCCAAUCUCGUUAUAUUACUUCGUCAACUUUGCUCUAAGCGCCAUAAUGUCCAAAAUCGGGGGGUUCAUGUUUUUGGUGAUUCUGAUGCCCUUGCUUUUGCCUCUUCUCAACGACUUUCCGACUGGUCCAAUAAUGCUCGUCCUGAUCCGUCGGUUCGCUUCGAAGCCACUGUUAAAGCUCUCUGUCUACAUUCGACGGAUCGUCGUUUUGUCUAUCGUGCCUUUAUCGAUGCCUUCCAGGCCCAGCUCAGUGUUAGGCUGACUACCGAGCUGAGCCGGGCUACCACUCAGGAUGAUCCUGAUUCCGCAGCUUCUGAUACCAAAUCUCUACCCUCUAUUCAGUUCUCCGCUGUCACUAACCCCAGUGGUCUAGCGGGUAUUCAUGUCAGAAAGCAGCGUAAGUUGAAUGCUAAUUGA
Protopolystoma xenopodis is the source of this 714-nucleotide messenger RNA. The record is from the annotation of a GenBank genome assembly. NCBI's taxonomy places the organism in Eukaryota, Metazoa, Platyhelminthes, Monogenea, Polystomatidea, Polystomatidae.